GUUGAGUGGAUGAAGAUUCUUUCAAGUAUACGAAAGAUGCCUCCUACACAAACACUUCAGUUUCUUACUUUAGUCCUUAUUUUCUUUACGAAUGGCCAAAGCAUCAAUGCCAGAGAAUUGAAAACAGAGCUGCAAGAUCAUAAACAUGUGAAUUCAAAUGAUGAACCUUACAUUACUCAAUAUGGAGGUACUAAACCAAAUCAAGAAGCUUCAUAUACCACCACAAAACACAACAACCAUAUAUCACACCUUGAAAAGCUAAUUGAGAUCAAGGCCUAUGAAGAAAGUCAACCCAAUUACAUUGUUGGGUAUAGGACCAAUACUCAUGGUUCUAAUGAACCUUACGUAACGGCUUAUGGUAAACAUGAAGCCAAACAAUCGGAUUAUAUUGUCGGGUAUAAGACACAUACGUCAGAUUCUAAUAAACCUUACAUCACGUCUUAUGGUAAACGUGAAGUCAAACAACCUGAUUACAUUAUCGGGUAUAAGACCAAUACCCAUGAUUCUAAUGAACCUUACAUAACGGCUUAUGGUAAACAUGAAGCCAAACAAUCCGAUUAUAUUGUUGGGUAUAGGACACAUACCCCAGAUUCUAAUGAACCUUACAUCACAUCUUAUGGUAAACGUGAAGCCAAGCAACCCGAUUACAUUACCGGGUAUGAGACUAAUACCCAUGAUUCUAAUGAACCUUACACAACGUAUUAUGGUAAACACGAAGCCAAACAACCCGAUUACAUUACCGAGUACAGGACCAAUACUCAUGAUUCUAAUGAACCUUACAUAAUAGCUUAUGGUAAACAUGAAUCCAAACAACCCGAUUACAUUACUGGAUAUAGGAUCCAUACUCAUGGUUCCAAUGAACCUUACGCUACUUCCUAUAGUAAACAUGAAGAUAGGGUCCAUACCCAAGAUUCUAAUGAACCUUACAUAACUGCUUCUUAUGGUAAAAAUAAAGCCAAACAAUCUGAUUACAUUGCUGAAUAUAGGAUGCAUACCCAUGAUUCUAAUGAACCUUACAUAACUGCUUCCUAUGGUAAAAAUGAUGCCCAGAAACUCAAUUACAUUGUCGGGUAUAGGACUCACGCUCAUGAUUCUAAUGAACCUUAUAUAACUACCUAUAACAGUCAUGAAUCCAAGCAAUCCGAUUACAUUACUGGGUACAUUGGGUACACAUCUGCAGCCCUUGACCCAAAAGGUCCCCCAUCUACCAACUCAGAAAAUCUAGAAGGACCCCCCUCUUCUAACUUAGACCGUAGAGAAGCUUUCAAGGUUGGUUUUUUCAAUUUGGAUGAUCUUUAUGUUGGAAAUGUAAUGACCCUCCAAUUUCCAACCCAAGAGGUUUCUAAUUUCCUUUCUAGAAAGGAGGCUGAUUCAAUUCCUUUCUCAAUCUCACAACUCCCAAGUGCUCUUCAACUCCUGUCAAUCCCUGAAGAUUCUCCUGAAGCUAAUUCCAUGAGAGGAACAAUUGAACAAUGUGAAGGAGAAGGCAUCACAGGGGAGACCAAGUUAUGUGCUAGCUCUCAAGAGUCAAUGCUCGAAUUUGUUGACAAAAUAAUUGGUUCAGACACCAAGCAUAGCAUUCUCUCAACUAGCAAACCUUCACCCUCUGCUAUCCCACUUCAGAAAUACACCAUUUUGAAAGUAUCAGAUGACAUUAAUGCUCCCAAAUGGGUAGCUUGCCAUCCCCUGCCAUAUCCAUAUGCCAUUCACUAUUGCCAUUACAUAUCUACAGGGACAAAAGUGUUCAAGGUCACACUGAUUGGUGAUGAAAAUGGAGAUAAAAUGGAAGCUCUUGGCAUUUGCCAUUUAGACACAUCUGAUUGGAACCCAGAUCAUAUUAUAUUCAAGCAACUAAGAAUCAAGCCUGGAAAGAAUUCUCCAGUGUGCCACUUCUUCCCUGUCAACCAUCUUCUGUGGGUUCCUUUGCAACCUUCAAAAACUACCAUGUGAAACAACUUCAUAUAUCUAAGUGUGUGUAAUAAAGAUCCAUCAAUCUUACCAUUCUGCAACAACUAGCAAUAUGCUGCAUGUUGUCUUUGUUUUUUGUAUAAAUAAAUUAAUUAAUGCGCUAUGUAUAAAUGAAUUCCCAUUCCCGCAACAGGUUUAAAGUACUUCAA
Molecule: messenger RNA, 2117 nt
Organism: Cicer arietinum (chickpea)
Lineage: Eukaryota; Viridiplantae; Streptophyta; Magnoliopsida; Fabales; Fabaceae
Source: RefSeq, a predicted model, not a curated record